Paraglomus brasilianum is the source of this 981-nucleotide messenger RNA. NCBI's taxonomy places the organism in Eukaryota, Fungi, Glomeromycota, Glomeromycetes, Paraglomerales, Paraglomeraceae. The record is from the annotation of a GenBank genome assembly.
AUGUUUUUACAAAAAGAAGUUCAUAUCUGCGACACUUCUGAUCUGAUUUCUUUAUUGUCGUCUGAAGUCAAAGAAUUUUUAACCAAUUCGGAGAAGGCCACAAUAGGUCUAGUUGGUUAUCCCAACGUUGGAAAGUCCUCCACGAUCAACUCACUUCUCGGCGAGAAACGAGUCUCAGUUUCCGCAACCCCUGGAAGAACCAAGCAUUUUCAAACAAUUCACCUUACGUCGUCUCUUGUCCUUUGCGACUGUCCCGGUUUAGUAUUUCCCAAUUUUGCCACCACUAAUGCUGAAAUGGUUUGUAAUGGCGUCCUGCCGAUUGAUCAGAUGAGAGAACAUACUGGACCAGCUGCUUUGGUUGCGAGGAGAAUACCAAAGGAAAUUUUACAACCGAUAUAUGGGAUAACGAUAAAGACGAGGAGUGAAGAGGAGGGUGGAGACAAUAUACCGACUGCUGAAGAAUUAUUAAGUGCAUACGCCGUUGCAAGGGGAUUAACAACUUCUGGAUAUGGAGCUCCGGAUGAAGCACGGGCGGCACGCUAUAUUUUAAAGGAUUAUGUGAAUGGCAAACUUCCAUAUUGUCAACCACCUCCAAUAGAUAUAACACCAGAAGAAUUUAACAGCGAGCUUCAUGAUCCUCAACUAUACUCCAAAUCUCGGAAAGACACUACAGUUCAGCAAUCUGAAUUGACUGUCGCCAAUUCUGCUAGAUCAAGCACGCUUGCUCAAACGAGUGAUAAAACAACGGCCCUAGAUAAGAGCUUUUUUAGUACAGCAGCGGCUGGAGCGCAUGCAAAAGGGCGUAGUUUCGGGCAAAGAGAAUUCACCAGAGGUGAUGCGUAUCCAAUAUAUGGAAGAAUCGCAAACGAUGGAAGUGUCUUGACGAAUACGACACAAGCAACAGCAAAAGACUUGGGGAAAAGACAUCACAAGAAGGGGAAAGGUGGUAAAAAUAGGAAGGAAAAUCCUUAUGAUGUUUAA